GUACCAAAUUCUCUUGGAGUUGCUGAAAUCGUACUCAGGCAUUUUUGAUCCUGAAAGGUGCUUGCUGAUGUUGGUAUGUUCACCUGUACCCUGGGAGAGAGCAGGGUGGCAUUUGUACAAGAACACAUUAUACAGUGUCUAGGAGCUCUUGCGUUGCAGUACAACAAAGUUUUCCCUGAGAAAAGUGCUCACAGCUGUCUUCAUGCAAUACCAGCUGAAGUCAGGAAGACUGAGCAAUAGAGAUCCACUGACUUGCCUGGAAGAACACUAUCUCUUGUCAAGUUUUUCCAAGGCUCUCCCCCUAGGUCACACCAAAUUUGAGAAGAACCAAGGAAAUGAGAAAUGCUGUGUAGACAUGAAGAUUCUCCCUCGAGAGCAGGAGAGCAUGGUAGAGAGAGUUGUUUCAUAUGUCAACCAGCUGUUGCCCAUGGUCUCUGAGGAAGGAGUGAGAGUGCAGGACUUCACUACACUACUGCAUGCUUUGGAGCUGAUUGUGUCUCUUCAGUUUUAUCUGUCGGAUGCAAGACUGGAGACACUCCUGGAUCAGGUCAUGAGCCAGGUAGGUUUGGGUCUCAAGAAGAUUUGGAGUGAACCGGAGGUUUCUCGUUGGAACCAGCUCCUGCCUCUUUUGGAACAUCUCAGCAUGCUGUACUCUAGAGUCACCAAUUGUGCAAGACUUUGUGAGGAUCAAACCACAAAGAGGAAGAGAGAGCAAGUACGGAAAUUGUUGAUGUCCAAAACGCCUGUGGUUCUGUACAGCUUGAUUUUGGAGGCAGUGAGGGCUAGGGCCACAAAACCUGCAAACACAACCCAGCUUGGAACUACACAAAUCAGCAUGAGCAGAAGGCCCUUUACAAGUGGUAGAAAUGCCAUGGAUGAUGAUUUUGACAUAGACUUUGAUGACAUAGAGAGCGAAUCCACAGUAUUAAUGAAGAGUGACUUUGAACAGUUUGAGAAUGAUGAUGAGGACACAUCCAGUGGCACAGAUGACCAGCUGAAACUUGAUGAGAAGAGCACCCUAAGCUUAAAGGACCAGUGCAUUGUGGAGGCCCAGAAGCUCAUCAUCUUUACACAUGGAUUUGUGCAGGGCGGAGAGAGGGGUGACGAGAAUGACCAGCCUUUAUUGGAGGUUGCAGAAUUGAUGGAGGACCUAGCCAAGAGCAGUCAGCUAGAGAUGACUGAUGUUGCUGUGAUACUGAACUUCGUCAUUUCACUGUUCAAGGUUGAGUAUGAUGAGGCCAACAUGCAAGAUGGGUUUGUUCUUUUGAGUGCUGUCAGCAUGAAGUAUUCAUCAGAACCGCAGGUUGCCUCCUUCAUUAUCAGCAUCCUCACAGAUCUGCUGACUGACAAUGGUGCUUCCUUGUCAGACGCAGCCAAGCUAAAUGUUGUCCGCCUGUCACAGGGUUUUGCUCAGAAACACCAGAUGGGGAACUACAGUUACUUUGCAGACAAAGCAAUCUUCCAGCUUAUGGUGGAAAUGACAAAGCUUGAUCCAAAACGAGAAUGGUCCAAGUUCAAACCAAAGAAUGGAGAGUCAAUGGGUGAACUACACCACCUCCUAUGUGACCCUAGUCAUGAACAGCGCAUCAUGGCCGCUCGCCUCUCUCAUUUGCUCAUAACAAAGAAUGAUGGGACUCCUCUAGACUCACGACACCAAGACCAGGUGUUCAGGAAGGUGUAUGAGACAGCUCUGGGAAACCUCAGUGUGCAGGGCACAGUCCCUGAAUCUUUUAGCAAAGAUGAAGAGAAUAACCGUGUGGCAACAUUACUGCUCACUCUGGGGGUCAUAGCAGCCAAUUCGCCAUAUCUAGAAGCCAAAGCACUUUUUGCCAUGUGCUUCUGGGCCCCAGGCAAGGAGGUGGAUGCUGCACUGGUUGCUAGGGUAGUUACCAGGGUAGCUGAAUCAAGAGGAAAGCCACUUCGGAUGUAUGCGCGGCACCACCUCCCAUACCUGGCCAGGGAGUGGCUGCAGCAUGGCUAUGAAGUAGAUGCCUUUCCCUUCUCCCUGCUGGAGUGCACCAGUGCAGAGACCUUCAUUCGGGAGAACAUAGACAUCCUUGUGCCUGUCUUCUUUGAGUGUGACCAGAUAGGCCAGCUGGAUCACUUAGCCAAGGCCUGUACAAAAGAUGUCCCACAGUUACUCCAAGAGGCCUUUCCUACGCUUAUGGCCUACAUUUUCCCCUGCAUUGCUGCUGAGACUGAUGAGGCAACCAAGCAGUAUCUGCAGCCUGCUAAGAUCUUUGCAGCUCGUAAGCACUACAAAUUUCUGGAAAAGACUCUUGGGUCAGACCAGCUGAACACCCUACUGGAUAAAGACAUUGAUAAGAUUACACUGACACUGCUUAAGCUUGUCCAUGAUCCCAAUCCCAUGAUUGAGGGAGAGGUUGUGGUGGCUCCCAACCCUCCUCACUUUCCCCCAAUCAUUGUUGAGAAGACGCUAAAGUAUCUGGGAGCUCUCUUUGGUGAGGACAAUCCUCUAGUGUCGGUGCUAGCCACAAGAGGAGCAGAGCUGAUAAAUGUGAUGGUGGGUGUCUUGAGCAAUCUUGCUCACAGUAACACCAAAGAUGAAGCUCGCCAUGCACUCUCAUCAAUCGCUGUCCUCAGUAAAGCUCUUCUUCCCCACCUAGGCCAAAAAUUACGAAAGAAAUCAGCUUAUAUCAUAAAUACCUUGGUCCACACUCUCACGUACUAUACCACAAGAUUACAGGAACUGGCUCCAUACCUAGCAGAUCAAUUGCAAUGAACUCCUGCUGAAUGUAUGCCAGAGUGCUAUAGAAUAUUGUCCAGACAGUCUCUCCUCAAUCAUCCCAGUUCUGUUUACAAGGCUCCUGCCAUUUACUCAGGAAGCAUCCAGUGUGAGGGAGUCUACCUUGCAGAUUA
Messenger RNA from Penaeus monodon (black tiger shrimp), 2880 nucleotides. Its product is annotated as serine-protein kinase ATM-like. Gene Ontology annotation, molecular function: protein serine/threonine kinase activity. NCBI's taxonomy places the organism in Eukaryota, Metazoa, Arthropoda, Malacostraca, Decapoda, Penaeidae. The record is from RefSeq and is a predicted model, not a curated record. Gene Ontology annotation, biological process: DNA damage response.